This is a messenger RNA of Aureobasidium melanogenum CBS 110374, 1632 nucleotides long. Its product is annotated as putative uridine permease. Gene Ontology annotation, cellular component: plasma membrane. The coding region runs from base 1 to 1632 and encodes 543 amino acids. The record is from RefSeq and is a predicted model, not a curated record. Lineage: Eukaryota; Fungi; Ascomycota; Dothideomycetes; Dothideales; Saccotheciaceae. Gene Ontology annotation, biological process: nucleobase transport; transmembrane transport. The transcript is spliced from 3 exons. Gene Ontology annotation, molecular function: nucleobase transmembrane transporter activity.
AUGUCGGGACUUGUGAGUAGAAUCCGCAAUGGUAUUCCCAGACCUCAUCUGCAUGCAGCAGGCACAGAUGAGGUCAAGGGUCAGGACAUGUGGCUCGACAACGAUGAUAUCAGACCACUAAGACUUGCUGAUCGGACAUGGAACAUGAAGGCAUACUUGACCUUCUGGUUCAGUGCUGUAGCCACCGUCUCAAACUGGUACGCGGCAUCCUCGGCUCAAGCUUUGGGAUUGAGUAUGUGGGAGUCCAUUGCUACUGCUUUGGGAGGGCAAAUACUUAUCGCCAUUGUGAUUGUGUUCAAUGGCCGUGCUGGAGCGAAGUAUCAUAUCGGCUUUCCUGUUUUGAACAGAGCUGCCUUCGGAGUCUUUGGAGCAUGGUGGCCUACCUUCAACCGUGCUGUGAUGGCCAUUGUAUGGAACGGAGUCAACGGCAUCGCCAAUCUCAGGAACAUCAUGGGCAAAGGAUCAGCCAUCGGCUCUGGAGAAUUCAUCGGCUGUAUCAUCUUCUGGCUCAUCACUUGUACCUUCCUGGUCAUUCCAGUGCCCAAGAUGCGAUCGCUCAUCUACGCCAAGCUUUUCGUAUUCAUCGUUUCAGCAAUUGCCAUGUGUGCAUGGACCUUGACAAAAGCAGGUGGUGUCGGAGCUAUCGCGCAUCAGAAGGGCGCGGCCACUGGAUCAGAGAGGACAUGGCUCCUUGUUCGAUUCUUCUUCCUGGGUGCUGCAAACUGUGCAACUUUUGCAUCUAAUGCAGCCGAUUUCCAGCGUUAUGCUCGUAGGCCUAACGAUGUUAUUCUGGGCAACCUCGCUGGUUUUCCUUUGAGCAACUUCAUCGUCUGCAUCAUUGGUAAUCUUGUGGCAUCAGCAUCGCAAGCAAUCUACGGCGAAGUUGUCUGGAAUCCUCUUACCUUCCUUGAUAUGCUCCAGACAACAGAGUACAGCUCUGCGAAUCGUGCAGGCUGCUUCUUCAUUGCCGCUUGCUUCGGAUACUCAGCAAUCUUCUCAUCAAUUUUUGAGAACUCGCUGCCUGCUGGUAACGACAUUGCGGCUCUGUUUCCAAAGUACCUUACCGUACGCAAAGGCUUCUUCAUAUGUGCUGCUGUGUCAUUUGUCAUCAAUCCAUGGUACUUGCUCGGCAGCGCAGGCAUCUUCAUCUCUUUCCUUGCAUCGUACCAAAUCUUCCUGUCUUCAAUCACUGGUGUCCUGCUAUGCCACUACUACAUUGUUUCGCGCGGCUACCUCAAAAUCGACGACCUCUACACAAGUGACAAGAAUGGUGUAUACCAUUACUUCCACGGCUGGAACUGGCGUGCCUACGCCGCCUACAUCAUCGGCAUCAUUCCUAACUUUUACGGUUUCCUUAACAACAUGGGAGUUUCUGCACCUCCGGGUGUCACCAGAGCUUACUACUUUGCCUAUGAGAUCGGCUUGAUCUUGAGUUUCGGAGUCUAUUGGGCUUCUUGCUAUCUUUAUCCUCCUGCGUUGGUCAUGCCUCUAGGAGAAUGGCAUGAGCCCAAGGACUACGUGAGACCUGAGGAGAGGGCUGAGGUACUUGAAGGUAUGCCGGGAGAGACCUGGGGAGAUAAUGUAGAUGGUGUGUCUAAGGUAGUUCAAGGAGAGGUCAAGGAGCUGAGAUGA